This is a messenger RNA of Vespa velutina, 2454 nucleotides long. RefSeq names its product nuclear transcription factor Y subunit B-4 (gene Nf-YB). The transcript has 2 exons. Gene Ontology annotation, cellular component: CCAAT-binding factor complex; nucleus. The record is from RefSeq and is a predicted model, not a curated record. Lineage: Eukaryota; Metazoa; Arthropoda; Insecta; Hymenoptera; Vespidae. The coding region runs from base 122 to 772 and encodes 216 amino acids. Gene Ontology annotation, molecular function: RNA polymerase II cis-regulatory region sequence-specific DNA binding; DNA-binding transcription activator activity, RNA polymerase II-specific; protein heterodimerization activity. Gene Ontology annotation, biological process: regulation of transcription by RNA polymerase II.
UCAACUUUUACUACGUUCAUGGUAAAGAGUGAAAACAAUAACAGAAUUGUCGUACGCUUAGAGGUUAAGAGAAGAAAGAUAUAUUGUCUGAAUUAAGAGAAACGGAAAGUAUUAUAUUAAAAUGGAAAAUAGUGGUGAAAGUGGCGAUGACGGUGGACCUUUAGGCCCUACAACCUUUUUAGGAGGAAGCGGUGUUUCGGCUUCCUACAUAGGCGUACAAUCGGACGACUUGGAAGAAAAUACAGAUGAUUCCAAUCACGGGGGUGGAGAUCCUUUGCAAAGCAGCGGAGGUGGAAGCGGUAGUGGUCCUCUACGAGAGCAGGAUCGUUUUCUUCCAAUAGCUAAUGUUGCUAAAAUUAUGAAACGGGCUAUACCGGAAGCAGGAAAAAUAGCUAAAGAUGCGCGCGAAUGCGUUCAAGAAUGCGUUUCCGAGUUUAUAUCCUUUAUCACGUCCGAGGCCAGUGACCGAUGUCACAUGGAAAAACGUAAAACCAUAAAUGGGGAAGAUAUAUUAUUUGCCAUGACAACUCUUGGCUUCGAUAAUUAUGUAGAACCAUUGAAAGUUUAUCUACAAAAGUACAGAGAAGCUACCAAAGGGGACAAUCCUUCGGGGACAGGAACGACAACGGGUAAUGGGAAAGCAGAAUCUCAGGGUACCAUAUAUGAGGAUCAAUUGUUCGCUAUUGCAACAGAUUCCAAUGCUACUACCUCCGAUACACCUGUUAUCUACAGCUACUCAUCUACCGAUCAGAUGCAGUUCCAACUUUCUUGAUCAGUGCAUUUUAAACUGUUAUUAAUGGAAUUUUUUUUUAUUGCCUUUUGUAGAAGACAAUGGAACACAAGUUUUCAUACGAAAGAAAAAGAUCAAUCUAACGCAUUAAAGUUUGAAAAAUAAAUAGCACAUGAAAUAUUUUAAAUGUUCUUUAUAAAGAAAUACGAUGGAAGGAAAUAAAUUAAGAUAUUUAUCAACAAACGUUCCUUUACUUCAUCAAACACCGGAGGGGUAGAAAAAAUGUGGCCGAUCUUUUAUUAUCCUCACUGUGAGCACUAACUUUCAUUAAACUAAAAUUAUCCUGUAUGAUAUCUUGAGACUUGUUUCAAGCCGAAUAAUGUCGAGAUAUGCUACUUUAUCUUUCUUUUUUUAUUUUGUCCUCUUCUUCUUUCCUUCCUCCCUUCCUUCCUCUUUUCGUAUCUUCUUCUUUUCUCUUCCUUGGACAGAAUCGGCAGUAGAUCGGCGUGUAGAAUUCGGUAGAAAACGUUUGAAAUCAUAUUUUCAUUCAGGUAAUUGGGCAGGAGAGAGUAAGAGUUCAUGUCCCUUCGCCGACGAUGACACUUGGCAAGACGAGUGUGUGGCUGGUUGCUGUGGCACUGGGGAAAGAAGCGAGGCUGUCUGCAUUGGACCAGAUGGACGCGUUUCCGUCUUCUGUUUUUCCUUUUCUUUCUUGUUUCGGGACUGCUUACAAAGGCACCAACGGCAUUCGCCGCAGCGGCACAGGCAUAGACAAAGCAGUACACGAAAUAGGCAGCAAAGUAGGCCAGCGCAUAGUAACGAUGGUCCGAUUAAUUUCAGCUCGGGACUGAGAAAUCCUUUCUCACCGGUCCCAACGAACGAAAUCACUAGGCCAAGAGCCGUGGCACCAAGCCCGGCGUAAAGUACGGUGUUCACAGCUGCAUUCACUUCGGCUCUACGACGAUUGACGCUACCGCUUAUGUCGUCGUCGUCGUCCUCUCCGCUACUGCCAUAACAAUAACUGGCAUCUCGUAUCUGUGAUAAAACAAUUUUAUCUUAACUAUCAUAACGUCGCGAGUUAACUUUCCAAUGCAUUUUACAUUGUCCAAUCGAUUGACGAGUGAAUUAAUUUAUAAAAUUAAAUAGGAUUAGCCUUCAAACGAAACGCGUUACCCUGUUCCUCUUCAUCCAUCUUCGAUGAGCCUCGCAUUGUUUCGUUUUGUAUCCAUCGCCGCCGCGACACCCGUGUGGUAAAUUAGGGAAUAAAGGAAGAGGGGAUGAUCUGUUGCAUCCCUGCCAUGCUACCUUUCCAGCUCCCUGACACUGCAAUCAUUUCACUUUUCGACGUUAAUUAUUCUAUCCUAAAUGCAUCAUAAUAAUAAAAGAGAAACAUGGAUGAAACAUAGGGGCUAAGGAUAAGGUCGGUAAAUGAAUACCGUUCGAUCAAAGAUUAUAUUCUGUCUUAAUCCUUUGCUAUCAAAGAAGAUUAUUUGUAUUCCUGUUUACACACAUAUACAUAUGUAUCGAAUUAUGUUUUUUGACGACAUUGAUCACAUGAGUAGAUAAUAACGUCACACAUGAUCUACCAAAAAGAAAACGGGGAAAGAGGACGCUAACGAUCGAACGGAAACGAUUAAGAAAACGAAAAACGGAAGCGCAGCCGAAUGAAAAAAGGAAAAAGAAUAAAAAAAAAAAAAAAAAAAAAAGAAAAGAAAAAAAGAAAA